Molecule: messenger RNA, 1991 nt
Organism: Ostrea edulis (European flat oyster)
Lineage: Eukaryota; Metazoa; Mollusca; Bivalvia; Ostreida; Ostreidae
Product: valine-rich protein-like
Exons: 24
Coding region: 104-1822 (572 amino acids)
Source: RefSeq, a predicted model, not a curated record
ACGGAUUCAAUGGUUCAGUAUAUAUACUUUCCGAGGUAAUAAUUUGUGCUAGACGGGAUCAUUUGAAAAGGACUUGAGCGCGCAUUGUCAGAAACAUUGGACGAUGCUGGCUGUGCUUAUUCUAUCCGCUUUACUGGGCCUUGCCCUUGGGGAUCCUUUGCCACCUGUAAAGAAACAUACACAAAUCAUCCAUGUUCCCGCUCCAAAGCCACAAGUUGUGCGUGUACCCGCCCUUCAAGAACACCCAGUAAGACAAGUCCAGCAUGUUCCAAUUAGACAAACGGUCGUUAAACAAGUUAACGUCCCCCGGGAUAUCGUUCGUGAAGUACCUGUCAUCGUGGAGAAGAAAUUGAUUUUGAGACAACCUCAAAUCCGAAAAUUCCCUAUUGAUGUUCAGAAAACUAUUCUGCAGCCAUACGUCAAACACGUUCCACAGGUUAGAGUAAAUUAUCGCCAAAAACCAUAUGAUGUAUGGCACACAAGACAAGUCAAGAAGAUCAUCAAUGUUCCACGACCAUACCCUGUUGUCAAGCACAAAAUCAUCACAAAGGUAUUGAACAGAAUCGUCGAUGUGCCACACAAGGUGUACAAAGACAGAGUUAAAGUUGUUCGAGUUCCCCAGCCAUUCAAAGUACAGAAAGUUCACCACAGAAAAAUAGAGGUCCCCGUUGAAGUUAGAGUACCUGUCCCACGUGUCCGUGUAAAGCAGACCCAGGAAGUACAGAGAGUUCCCAUUGAUGUCACUGUUGUGAAGAAGGUGGGCAUCCCCAAGAGGACCACGUUGACUGAAAUUGUACCUGUCCCCGUCAAACCCGAAGGAUGCGGACCAGCGGGAGUUGACUGCGGAAGUUAUGCUUCUGCCAGUUCUGUCACGAGUUCUGUAGGUCCAGCGGGUGUGUUUGCAGGCGGAAUUGAAACAAGAGGUGUUGCGAUCAAUGAAGGCCCAGGACUGGUCGAUGUCAGCACAAUUGUGGAUGAGGCUGCCCCAGUCAUUGGGGGAGUAACAGACAUUCGUCGAUCUUUCGGUUCCGAUGGAUUUCCAGGUGCAUCAGUAGAUGUUGAACGUGGAUUGUAUGGUCCAGAUGUACCAGGCUACGCACCAGAAGUCGGGGUUGGUGGCAGUGCACGUUUUGAAUCAGGAUUUUCAAUCCCUGGGGUUCCCGGUCCAGAUACAUUUGCAGAUGGAUCAGACAGUGGUGGAUUUGCAAUGCCUCUCCCUGGCUCGGUGGAGGGAUCAUUAGAGUCAAUUCAUUCUUCCCUGGGAUAUAAUGAUGAUGAAAGAUUCGCUGCUGGGGUACGAUCAGGAUCAGGUUUUGAUUUACAACAGGCACAGUUAGACAGUCGGUUAUAUCGGGGAGAUGGCGGUUUUGCCGCACGUGCUGAAAUGAUGGGAGGAGGUGCAAUGCUCCCAGGUAGAGGUGGCAUUGUUUAUGAAGAGAGAAGGACUUUACCUCUAUAUGUGGGAGGUGAAGUCCGAGGACGAUACGUAAAGAGCGAGGGCCCUGGAUACGGUCCUAACUACGAUGAUUCAGAUGGAGGUGCAGCUGGCCAAUUAGGGGCCGGAUUCGUAAAUCAGGGCGCUUUUUUCGAUGGCGACUUUGACGGGCAUGGGCCCAUUAAUGCCCCAUACCCCGAAUCUUCUCUCUUUGGGGGAGAGUUUGCCGGAGCGCAGGCGCAAGCCCAAGCUCAUGUCCUUGCUCAAGCUCAGAAUUAUGCGCAUGCUCAGGCCAAUAUCAAUGGAGAUUCCCUGCAUUCUGAUUUGGAAUUAGCUAAUCAGUUAGCAUAUAAUGAUAACUAUGGUGCCGAUCAGUAUGGACAUUAACAGGGUUCUGAUCUCUGGGCCGGCGAUUGAUUCGGCUCCUGUUCCUGGGUUUUGAGACACCAUUGUACAUUUCUAUAAAUAGUUCCAUAUUGACAUUGGCUAUCUCAGUGUGUAACAUUCAUCCUCGGGCGUCUGAAUAUAUUUUACUAAUAAAACAUACAACGGUGUU